Molecule: messenger RNA, 2422 nt
Organism: Procambarus clarkii (red swamp crayfish)
Lineage: Eukaryota; Metazoa; Arthropoda; Malacostraca; Decapoda; Cambaridae
Product: troponin C
Cellular component (GO): myosin II complex
Molecular function (GO): calcium ion binding
Source: RefSeq, a predicted model, not a curated record
UUCUGUCUCUUCCCUCACACACCCGUCAACAUGGAUUCAUUGGAUGAAGAACAGAUUGGCGCCCUCCAGAAGGCGUUCGACUCCUUCGACACGGACAGCAAAGGCUUCAUCACCCCGGAGACCGUCGGUGUCAUCCUCAGGAUGAUGGGCGUCAAGAUCUCCGAGAAGAACCUUCAGGAGGUCAUCGCUGAGACUGACGAAGACGGCUCUGGCGAGCUGGAAUUUGAGGAGUUCGUGGAGCUGGCCGCUAAGUUCCUCAUUGAAGAAGAUGAAGAAGCGCUGAAGGCUGAGCUUAGAGAAGCUUUCCGUGUCUAUGAUAAGGAAGGAAAUGGCUACAUAACGACGGACGUGUUGAGGGAGAUCCUGCGGGAGCUGGACAACAGGCUGACAGAGGCGGACCUGGACGGUAUUAUUGAGGAGGUCGACGAGGACGGCUCCGGCACCCUCGACUUUGAUGAGUUCAUGGAGAUGAUGAACGGAUAAGCGCAGGGUUUCAGCCUCUCGUAUCUGCAUCCCUUACAACCUUCCCCACACUCGCUUUCUUAACUUUCUCUCAUAUUUUCUCUCUCAGUUUUCUCACACUUGUUCUCUCAUACUUGCUGAAUAUUCGCUUACUCUCUCUUGCUCAUUCACUUAUCAGUUCCAUUUUCAUUACUCAUUAUCAUCUGUUUUGUGUCCCAGUGCUUACUGGUGAAAACUUGUUUAUAAUUGCAAUGCUUUAUGCCACACACGCAUUAACUGUGCCUCAUUAACUGUGACGUUAGGCAGCUUCCAAGUUAGUUCGUUGGGUUGGACGGUAGAGCGACGGUUUCGCUUCAUGCAGGUCAGCGUUCAAUCCCAAACCGUCCAAGUGGUUGGGCACCAUUCCUUCCCCCCGUCCCAUCCCAAAUCCUUAUCCUGACCCCUUUCAAGUGCUAUAUGGUCGUAAUGAAUUGGCGCUUUCCCUUGAUAAUUCCCUCCCUCGCUUAUUUCCUGAGUUUGGCCACUCGCUUGUAGCUCGUUAUUGCCUGGCUAAGCAAACCAUCGUACAGUUUUAUGCCAAUAUAGACCUUCCUGCAAUACGCUUUGUAGGUUAGUAGGAUCAUAAUAUUGUUCCCUAAAUGAUGAGUUUAACGUAAAUAAUGUGUUGAUCCCAUGGAGAUCAUCUAUGUCGUUCUGUGGUGUCCAGUCACUCAAGAUGUUUAGUAAAAACGUUUCCUCUACUUGCUUAUUCAUCCAUCCACCUUUUUUCUUUGUAUUCCUCCUGCAUUACAGUUUUCUCAUUUCCCUGACAUUAUCUCAUAUUUCCUGCUGCUUUUCAUAUAUAUAUAUAUAUAUAUAUAUAUAUAUAUAUAUAUAUAUAUAUAUAUAUAUAUAUAUAUAUAUAUAUAUAUAUAUAUAUAUAUAUAUAUAUAUAUAUAUAUAUAUAAUUUAUGUUUUCCUCUGUCCGCCUCUAGGCUUUGCUGUUCACUGUGUUUUUGCUUCUGAUUUCAUGUGUUUAUUAUCAGUGUGGUUUUAUUGUGUAUUAAUACCUUCUGUCGUCAUCACAGGUCUAAGUCACACUAAUGGGCUUCUCCAACAGAUUUUAAUGUUGUUAUAGAUCCAGCUACUUGGAACAAGUUGCAAGUAGCACGGGCUAUGGUGAGGCCGUAGCUUACCUGGCACAGGAGCGGUGCCCUCAGAUUUUACCUGUUUCAACUACAAUGCUUUGCAUGUUUUCUUUUCCCUCUGACGUAGCUAUACUGAAGUUCUCUUUCUUAAGAUCUUCUGACUUAUUCUUCCUCUACGCAACUUUUAUUUUACAUUUUCGUUGCAGAGUUCAUGGAAAUGAUGUCUGGAUAGGAUGGUACAGAACGUUUGACCCUCGUUCGAGCCCUUCCUAGCCUCUCGACCCUCAUCUGACUGUCCUUGGAAUAUGUCCAGCCCGUCCUCUCGAGCGUUCUCAACGUCCCUAAAUUGGUGUAUUAAAUUGCCCGAACCUAACCUAAGGAUCCACGAAUGGAAAAACGGGAGUUCAUCAGAUUUUGGCUUUAAGGGGGAGGGGACUUAUACGUCAAAAUGCGAUGUACUAUUCAAGAGGACGGGUUGACAGCUGCUGCCUCGUCAAUCUUAAUUCUCCCUCUCCGUCUCUUGCUUAUUUUUGUGUGUUAACUGUACUCUCCGUGGCCCAACAAAUCCACUUUCUCUUCUUUCUCAUCUUUUAUAUGAAUGUUUUAUUUCGCUUGUCUGCCAAUUCUGUGGCAGAGGUUCUUGCUGUCACCGCCCCAACAGUUAUGACCCGACAAACACCAACAGCUGCAAACACCCCACACUGUGUCUGGGUCAUGAUGAUGGCAGACGCCAGGAAUUGGCUUUCAAAAGCGUCUCUGUUGCUAAGUUCAUCGUCCUUCUCAUCAACAGCGGAUUAUCUAAGUUGAUUUAUAAAUAUAGAAUGACAAGUCUG